AUGCGAAUCCGUGGCGGGCUCACUGGCCUCAUUUACGACCACACUCUGCACACUAGACGGGCAGACAUGGGCGACAUAACAGCAGUGUCUUUGAUGGGCAUUGAUGUCGAACGAAUUGCUUCCGGAUUACAAAUGUUGAAUGAGACUUGGAGCUCUUUACUAGAUGUAGCUAUUGGAUGCUGGCUUCUCGAGCGGCAGUUAUCUCUAGCAUGCCUAGCACCAGUCAUCCUCAUCAUGUUAUCCAUCGCCGCCACCUCCAAAGUCUCAGCAAACACAAGUUCGGCUCAGCGCGAAUGGAUUGAAAAGGUGCAAGAACAGCUCAAAGUCACGUCCGCCAUGCUGAGUGACAUCAAAGCGGUUAAAAUGCUGGGUAUUUCACCAGUCAUGUACACCAGUAUCCGGCGUCUACGCACAGAUGAGAUCAGGACCUCGGGAGUAUUUAGAAGGAUACUUGUCAUCACUAUGCUACUUUCUCUCUCGCCAAUCAAUCUUGCUCCAGUUGUGACUUUCCCUGUAUACGUCAUUAUUUCGAUGUACUGGAAGAAUGAGACGUUAUUGACCGCUCAGGCGUUUACGUCAAUAUCUCUCAUCACGCUACUUACCACGCCGGUUAUUACUUUUAUUCAGAGUAUGCCGCAAGUGGCGCUGUGUAUUGGCAGCUUUGACCGGAUCCAAGAGUACUGCAACUAUAGCAGUGAUCCAGACGGUUUGGAUGAGCCUCUGAGCGGUUCCGAAGUCCGACUUGGAGAAUUGGAUGCGUCUGUUGCGAACAGCAGUCUAGUACUACAGGGCAGCUAUGCCUGGGAUAAGACAAGCCCACCCUUUCUACAGGAUAUAGAUAUAAGCAUUCCACGAGAUACAAUCACUGCUGUUAUUGGCCCCGUCGGAAACGGAAAGUCAGCCUUUCUAAAUGCUCUCUUGGGCGAAAUGGUCGCCUCGCCACUAACCAGUAAAAGCACCAACGCACCCAUCCGCGAACCGAUCGCCUACUGCACCCAGGAGUCAUGGUGGUACAGGACCGUGAAAUGGGCAUGUGGUUUAGAUCUGGACGUCUCCUCGUUUGAUAAACGUGACGAGACUCGCGUGGGGAGUCAAGGGCUCAAUCUAAGCGGUAGACAGAAGCAAAGAAUUUCAUUCGCCCGGGCAGUCUAUUACAGGGCACGAAUAGUACUCCUUGACGAUACGUUCAGCGGUAUGGAUGCCACGACCGCCCUUCGAUUUUCAUCUCGACUACUUGGUCCGGGAGGAUUGUUGCAGAAAAACGGCUGUACGGUUAUUGUGGCAACUCAUAGCAUACAACUUGCCGAUCGUGUCAUCGCCCUUAAAGACGGCUGGGUCGUUGAAACGGGAGGAGUUGAUGACAUCAUACGCAGUGGUGCCUCUUCUGAUAUUUCGACAAGAGAACUGUCGCCUGGGGACACCGCUCAACAGACUCUUGAUGCAGUCGAUUCCAGCAGCCUGGCUGGCGAAUCAGCUGCAAAUCUUGAAGAUAGCGGUGAAAAUGAUUUGAGACGCAAACAUGGAGACUUGUCCAUAUACAAAUACUGCAUCACCAGCUCAGGCAUAUGGGUUAAGUGGUGGUCCGAAGCAAAUAGCCUGCAGCCUAAUAAAAACGUAGUCAUGUAUUUGGGAAUUUACUCAAUGCUUGGAGUAAUGGGCACGCUUGGGGCGACUUUGGCAGCGUGGACGACUAUUAUCUCCAUCAUCUCAAAUUCUGCAGAGUCUUUACAUUCGGAUAUGCUCCGCGUUAGCUUGAAAGCCACUCUGAAGUUUUUCUCGGCUACAGAUAACGGAGAUAUCUUAAACAGAGUCAGCCAAGACAUAGAACUGAUUGACAUUGAUCUGCCUUCGAAUUUGAUCAACUAUACAUCCACUGCGAUGGAGUGUCUCGCCAAAAUAAUCAUCAUAGCUGUCUCCUCCAAAUAUCUUGGCAUCGCUUUACCUUUCAUGGGUGUCACACUCUACUUCCUUCAGCGUUUCAACCUGUACACUUCUCGACAGAUUCAACUCUUCGGAGUUGAAGCUAAAGCUCCCCUCUACUCCUCUUUUACCGAAGUGGUCACAGGGGCGCCUACAAUUCGAGCAUUCGGUUGGCGGCGCGAAUAUAAGGAGCGUACCUUUGACAUGAUCGGUGCCUCGCUUCGGCCAGAAUAUAUGCUCAGCUGCGUACAAGCCUGCUUGGCUUUCGUAUUGAAAAUAUUGACUACAGUUCUUGCGGUUGCCUUGGUCUCUAUUUCAAUCACACUAAAGGAAAGCUUCAGUGAAGGAAGUGUAGGUGUCAGUCUCGUCAUGGUUGUAGGCUUUGGUGAGACCUUGGUUCGGCUUAUACAGAGCUGGACGAGACUUGAGUCCAGCAUAGGGGCUGUGUCCAGAGUGAGGCGCUUUGUAGAAGACACGGAAUCGGAGGAAGUUGGUUCAAUGCCAAUUUCCAAGCCACCGAGCUGGCCGCAAGCUGGCUCAGUGAACAGCAGCAAUUUUACUGCAACUUAUGAGGCCGGUUCUGCGCCAGUGAGUCGGAACAUUUCGCUUUCCAUUCAAACUGGCCACCAUGUGGCAAUCUGUGGUCGAUCUGGCAGCGAAACGAGCUCGCUGCUGUUGAGUUUUCUCAAAAUGGUCAACGUCACACAUGGUAGUAUUAGUAUCGACGGUGUGGACAUUUGCAAGUUGGCCAAUGAAGACCUCCACUCGUCGAUUAGUGUUGUCACUCAGGAAGCCUUCUUAACAACAGAUUCUCUACGCCAAAACGUAGAUCCGAUGAGUAUUGCGAGAGAUGGUGAAAUCACUGAGGCUUUGAGCCGUGUAGGAAUCUGGCCAACUGUGAGAGAUCACGGCGGCCUGGACCCAGCUCUGGAUCAUGCUUCAUGGUCUACAGGCCAGAAGCACUUACUCUUUUUCGCAAGAGCCAUUGUAAAGAACGUGGACUCGGUCACAGAGGUAGCGAUGCAAGAUAUUAUUAACACCGAAUUCGAGGCAUACACUGUGAUAUCAGUAGUGCAUCGACUCACCAAUGUUGCUGUGUAUGACAGGGUUGCGUUGUUGAAUAAUGGCUCACUGGGAGAGUAUGACGAACCUUCCAAACUUCUAGCUCGUCCUUCGAAGUUUGGAGACCUUCAUAAGAGCCACGAAGCGGCCAAUGAUGACGGCAGGCGUAUGUAA
Pochonia chlamydosporia 170 is the source of this 3156-nucleotide messenger RNA. Its product is annotated as ABC multidrug transporter. The coding region runs from base 1 to 3156 and encodes 1051 amino acids. The record is from RefSeq and is a predicted model, not a curated record. The transcript is spliced from 13 exons. Gene Ontology annotation, cellular component: membrane. Gene Ontology annotation, molecular function: ATP hydrolysis activity; ABC-type transporter activity; ATP binding. NCBI's taxonomy places the organism in Eukaryota, Fungi, Ascomycota, Sordariomycetes, Hypocreales, Clavicipitaceae. Gene Ontology annotation, biological process: transmembrane transport.